UAUUGCUUUGGUGAUAUAUGGCAAGACCGUUUUUUCAUGAUUUUAAAACUAUAACAUGCUAAACCUUGACAUUUGCGUAGGAAUUUAAUAUAUUUAAUUUAUAAGAUGUUAAAGGAAAUGUAAAAAGCGUGUAUAUAUAUUAAAAUUGUUGACAAAUUUUCAAAUAUGUUUCACUGCUAGAACAAUUGUGUAAGCUCUAUGCUUCAAACUAAAUUAAGUUAAAGGAACAUAGCUGCUAUUUGUUGAUAGAAAUAACAUGCAACUUCUUAGAUAAUAAUGAUUAGUACAAUUUUCAUAAAUUUGUUUAAAUUUUGAAAUCUAUAAAUUGAGUAAACUGACAUGAAAACAUAGUUAAGAAUUUUGAACUGUUGGCCAAUAAGUCGAAGAAACGGCAUCGCUACAGACUUUUUAAUGGCUAUAUAUCUUAAGAAAUUUGCGAAAUCCAUACUAAUAGGAAUACCUAUUGGCAUAACAUUUUUCGACUGUGUGGGGUAUGUAGCCAGAGUGGAUGGAAUUUCCAUGCAACCAGUUUUAAAUCCAAGUCAAAAUCAAACUGAUUAUGUGUUUUUAACGAAAUGGGCUGUGAAAACAAAUCGAAUAGAACGCGGAGAUAUUGUUUCACUCAUAUCACCUAAAGACCCAAGACAAAAAAUAAUCAAAAGAGUUGUGGGCCUUGAGGGGGAUGUUGUUUCAACAAUUGGUUACAAACAAGAAAUUGUUCGAGUACCGGAAGGUCAUUGUUGGGUGGAAGGUGAUCACACAGGACAUUCAUUUGAUAGUAACUCCUUCGGACCAGUUGCGAUGGGCCUUAUGACAGCGCGAGCUUCCUUCAUUGUGUGGCCACCAGAACGAUGGCGUAGAUUACCAUCAGAACUGCCUCGUAGAAGAAUACCAAUACAAAUAGCCAAAACAAAUUAUUACGGCUCAUGAAGCACGAUAAUAACUUAUAUAGUUGAAAACUGUUUCAAUUCAGAGGAAGCAGUGCUUCCUUAUUAUAAUUAUUAGU
Molecule: messenger RNA, 1006 nt
Organism: Teleopsis dalmanni
Lineage: Eukaryota; Metazoa; Arthropoda; Insecta; Diptera; Diopsidae
Product: mitochondrial inner membrane protease subunit 2
Exons: 2
Coding region: 412-930 (172 amino acids)
Biological process (GO): mitochondrial respiratory chain complex assembly
Cellular component (GO): membrane; mitochondrial inner membrane peptidase complex
Molecular function (GO): serine-type endopeptidase activity
Source: RefSeq, a predicted model, not a curated record